AUGCUGCGCCUGCUGGUUGCCGCCAUCGUGGCCAUUGUCGCCGUGCUGAUUUGGCGUCAUUUCAACGCCGCGCCGCCGGCCGCUGAAACACAAGCGGCUGCCCGCCCUGCCGGCGGUGCCAAAGGAGCGGCCGCCGGUGGCAAACGCCGCGGCAAUCUGUCGCCGGUUCAGGUGGCCACGGCCACGCAGCAAUCCGUGCCGAGCUAUCUGAUUGGGCUGGGCACCUCACCGCCGCCAAUACCGUUACCGUCACCAGCCGGGUCGACGGCAACUGAUGACGUUGCACUUCACCGAAGGGCAGCAGGUGAAAGCCGGCGAUCUGCUGGCGGAAAUCGAUCCCCGGCCAUUCCAGGUCCAGUUGACCCAGGCUCAGGGGCAGCUGGCGAGGAUCAGGCGACGCUGGCCAACGCCCGGCGCGAUCUGGCCCGCUACCAGCAACUGGUGAAAACCAAUCUGGUCUCUCGCCAGGAGCUGGACACGCAGGCCUCGCUGGUGCAGCAGACCGAAGGGUCCAUCAAGGCCGAUCAGGGCGCGGUCGAUAUGGGCAACUACAUCACCAGCGGCUCCACCGCCAUCGUGGUGAUCACGCAAACGCAUCCGAUCGACGUGGUGUUCACGCUGCCGGAAAGCACCCUCAGCGACAUCAUGAAGGCGCAAAAGGCCGGCCCGGUCAGCGUCGAAGCCUGGGGGCGCACCAACAAGACCCUGUUGGCGCAGGGCAAUCUGCUCAGCCUGGAUAACCAGAUAGACACCACCACCGGCACCAUCAAGCUGAAGGCGCAGUACGCCAACCAGGACGACGCGCUGUUCCCCAAUCAGUUCGUCAUGCGCGGCUGA
Nilaparvata lugens (brown planthopper) is the source of this 837-nucleotide messenger RNA. RefSeq names its product multidrug resistance protein MdtA-like. The record is from RefSeq and is a predicted model, not a curated record. The transcript is spliced from 2 exons. Bases 1 to 837 code for a protein of 278 amino acids. Gene Ontology annotation, cellular component: efflux pump complex. Lineage: Eukaryota; Metazoa; Arthropoda; Insecta; Hemiptera; Delphacidae. Gene Ontology annotation, molecular function: efflux transmembrane transporter activity.